Molecule: messenger RNA, 1408 nt
Organism: Neurospora tetraspora
Lineage: Eukaryota; Fungi; Ascomycota; Sordariomycetes; Sordariales; Sordariaceae
Exons: 1
Coding region: 258-1256 (332 amino acids)
Source: RefSeq, a predicted model, not a curated record
UCAGUUGAUUUGUCGAGUUUUCUCUCUUCGCCCUACUUGCAGAGUUUUGUAUGGGAACUGGUCCUGUGUCUCACUUCCGAGACUGAUUUUGCUCGGAUGAACACAAGUACCUGAUCCUAAAACCAUCACUUCUCACUGGAACUGGACGCCCUCCUUCGCCGUUUCAAAAAGACCCGUAGCGUCCAACUGCCCUUGCUCCUUCUAACUGCUCUAUAUAACACCUACACCUCCUUCAAACCCAAAACCGAACAAACAAAAUGUCAUUCCGACCCUCAAGCCGCACGUCCUCCUCCUCUACCUCCUCCGGCUCCUCCACCCGCACCUGCCGCGAAAAGCGUCUUCCCAACUCCACAGCCGUCGACGCGCUCGUCUACUUUUGCGGUCGAGACCCGCGUAAGGUCAAAGCCAUGCGUGUCUACGAGACGACGUACCUCGAUAACGACACAUCGGAUGAUUUCGAUACGAGGAGCAGUUCCAGCAGCUCUAAACGCUCUACACAUUCUGGGCUCUCGUGGGUCAGUGGCGGCAGUAACUCUGGCAGAACAAAGCAGGAGUUUUACUUUAUUGAGUCAAGGGGUGGUGGGUAUUGGCCUGGUGGUGGUGCUGGAUACCAGUUUGGAGAGCAGCCAGCACCGGGAACAGCACCAGGGAAGAAGUGGAAGCCGCCCAAAAACGAGAGUGGGAGGGAGUCUCGUUCCUCGAGACGCUCUAGCAAAAGUGGUGGCAGUCACAGACACAGUCAGGGACAUCGGCGACAAGGACCACCGAGUGACAUAUCUGAGGAAGAAGAAGAGGAAGAAGUCGACGACGGUACAACCAAUGACAGUGCCAGUGUCAGCGACGACGGAAGUGGAAGUGGUUUUAACGAAUACGUCUAUCGAGGAGGUGGAGGCCCUGGGGGCCCUACGAGUUCGAGUUACAGCCCGAGUCCGUUCCCGCCUGGCCAGCCAGGCCCGGGUAUGAUGCCCCCUCCUUUUUCUUCCCCAGCACCACCUCCUCCUGGUUCUUACCCUCCCGGUGGCGGAUUCCCGGGGUACCAUCCGCAGCAACCGAUGUACAACAUGGGCGGCAUGGGUGGUGGUCCUACGCCACCGAUGUCAUCAAUGACACCGCAUGGGGGAUUCCAUCAUCUUCCUCAUCAUCCUCAUCAUCCUCAGAUGCCGACUCCGGGACCAUCUCCUCCUCCAAUGAUGUCUGGUGGUGGUGGACAUUUUCAACAGGAUGGAAAUGGUAUUCAGGUGUUUAUGCCUGAGUGAAAUACUACAGUGAUGAACUACAACAGGCAACAGGGGGAAUCAUCGAUGGGAGGACGGGUUGUUUAUAUGUGUGUGCGUUUGUGUGUUAUGUUAAACUAGAUUCUUUAUGCUUUAGGGUUUUCAAGGCGUGUGCUUGGGUCCCUGGUUUUCCU